UGCCGAAGGUGAAUUUACUUGUGGCCUGAAUACGUGUAAGCGACAAGUUUACUUUUUACUUUUCACUUUUCAGUCGUACAAGUUUACAUAGGCAAUUGCCCCGAUGUACGAAGCGGUCACGUCUUCUUCGAAUCGGGCGUUAUGAUUAAACAGUUCGGCGGUGUAACGGUGCUUGCUUCCUCGACAUCCUACAUUGCAUCCACCAUGAGCUAUACACCACCCGCAGUAUCCUCCUCCCACCCUUCACAACAACACCCGCUGCUUCCACAUCAACCGAACUCUACCUCGAACCUUCCCCAGACCCCAUACCCACAGCAGAAUGUAUCCCAGCCAAGCUCACUUCAACACCCUUCAGCUCGCCACUUUCUGCCUCAACAGCCGACGCUUCCUCAACCACCAACGCCUCCUUCGCAGUCGACGCCCCCUCCGCAGACAGCAAUGGCGGCCUUGGAGCAAGCUGAUUACGGCGAACCAACCCCCAAGCGAACUAUUCGUUUUGGUCUCGUUUCACGAAGCAGCGAUUUCGAGCACAACACAGUUCUGCUACUGCAAGCGAUGCUCAAGUUCCCACCGUUUGUCAAGUUUGACAGCAGGGCUGAGGCAUGGGCAAUUGUUGCGGCGGAGCUGAGGCACACUGGAGGUCAAGAUUUGAAGUAUGCAACCAAUCACGUCUGCGAGAAGAGAUAUAGAGAGGUCAAAGGCGAGUUUCAAAAGAAGGAGGCAGAGAGUCAAAUCGAUACUCUGGUUAAAGAACUUGUUGCGUUGGAGACGGCAUUUGAGGAGAGACAAAGGGAACAGAAUCAGACUGGGGUGGACGAUCUUCUUUCGUCCAGCUUUGAUCAGUUCGAAGGAUACUUAUCAAGAGAGGAGACCAUGAAUAACAUGAGGACGGCAUCUACCGCUUCCAGCUCCAGCCUGUCUUCAUCCUCUAUUAUGGCUCGCAGUCCACAGAGAGUUACAGCACAAUCUGUCCGACACAACUCACUUCCUUCUCACCGGCGACGAAGCCAACCACUCAAUGAUGAAGACGACAAGCUGAAGGAGGAGAUGUUCAAGACGUUAAAGAAUUUGAAUGAACUUAUUGACCUUGCAAAGAGUUCUUAUGGAUAAUAGGUGUCUUUGAUUUUGUAUUGAUUAAUGAAGAUAUUCUUCAAGUGUGGGCGGAGCUAUUUGAAAUUUGCCAGUGGAAGAAUUAUGCUGAGAAAUGCAGGACAUGGUGUUUGAAAAAAGGGUUGAGCAGAUGAACUUCUGCAAGAAGAGUUUUUUUUUUUUGAAAUCACUGAAAGGGAAGAAUUGAAGCACUUGCCCAAAGCUCCACUCCACAGCUAUUCUCACUAAUGAUAUUCACACCUCA
This is a messenger RNA of Gamsiella multidivaricata, 1354 nucleotides long. RefSeq lists its product as uncharacterized. The coding region runs from base 142 to 1110 and encodes 322 amino acids. NCBI's taxonomy places the organism in Eukaryota, Fungi, Mortierellomycota, Mortierellomycetes, Mortierellales, Mortierellaceae. The transcript has 2 exons. The record is from RefSeq and is a predicted model, not a curated record.